Messenger RNA from Lemur catta (Ring-tailed lemur), 2049 nucleotides. RefSeq names its product meiosis initiator (gene MEIOSIN). Gene Ontology annotation, molecular function: protein dimerization activity. The transcript has 16 exons. The record is from RefSeq and is a predicted model, not a curated record. Lineage: Eukaryota; Metazoa; Chordata; Mammalia; Primates; Lemuridae. The coding region runs from base 1 to 2049 and encodes 682 amino acids.
AUGUGGGGUUCCAGCAGAGACUUGUGUUCCCCUGAACAGCCCAGAGCCAGUUCACUGAGUCCCAAUGACAGACUGUCUGUACUUUGUUCAGGUUUGGAGGGGAAAGAUGGGGUCAGCCUUUCUGAGGCAUACGGACUGAGAGUGAAGUGGUUGCCCAAAGGAAAAUCUAGUGCUGAAUUCAAUUUUGGAUGUCCUAACCAAAACCAGCUCUUGUCCCCAAACAGGAAGCAAAGGAAAAACCACACCAGCCAACUGCAAGAGCUGGCAUUGCUGCUACCCGUGGCCCUGAAGACUGGCAACAAGAAGCUCACCAAGAAGGAGAUUCUGCUGCAUGUCCUGCACUACAUUCAGUACCUCCAGAGAAGCAUCGAUGUGGCCAAGGCCCUGCUCAAAUUCCAUACCAGUGCCAGAGAAGAUGGACUUGGGGGGCUGGGUCGGAACCCAGCCAGGCGGAGACACUCUACUCCUUCUAGCUCCCCGUGCUGUCGAAAGUCCCAUCUUCGGGGGGCCUGCCAGAAACCUCGGAAGAAGAAACUGACCAGAGUACCAGAACGCCAGACUUGGACCCAGAAGCCUCGCCGCUCUCUGGCCCUGGACAAGCCUGAGAAGCUGGUGACCCCAGACCAGAAAGGAGGAAACAUGGGGGGGACCGCCCCCCCUCCAAGAUCCCCUCACUCCUGCAGUCACCAUAAGGCUGCAUCGUCCUUGUCUCAAGGUGGUAGAAAUGGAGGACAGUCCCACCUGACGUUCCUGGAUAUGGCUGAGAGCAUUGUCCACUGUGACAUCUUAAGCUGCUGUUGCGGAAACAGUAUCCAUGACGAUGGGCCUUAUCCUCCUCUUGGGGAACAGGAAGGUGCUGAGAGCAUCCAUUUUCUCACCAAGACACAGCCCUGUUCCGGGCAGAAGCUGUUGCUCUACAAUUCCGGUGAGGAGGUGGAUAAGAAGUCUCUUGAAGCUGACCCUUGGCUUCCUGUCUGGACCCUACAGGACAGUCCCCAUGGGAGCCCGCUGCCCUUGGGGCCUCCGAAGAUUGAUACCUGGAGUGUGAUGGGCAACCCGAUUGAGAUCCUAGGACUCAGCCCUUCCCUCUUCAGCUCCCCGGGCAAACUGCUGCCAGAACAGAUCUUGGAGGAUGGCGCUGAGUAUCUGACUGAAGAUCUCUUCGAGGAAGUGUACUUAUAUCCUGAGUCUCCAGCUUCUGCCUGCAUGCCUGAGGCAUCCCAGAAGGACAUACCAUCUGAGGCUCUGGAAGACCCUCCUGACUCCCACAGCCUGUGCCAGUCCUUGAUCUCGGUAGACCACUGCUACCUCUCUCUGAGUGAGAACAGCAAGGUGCCGUCCAGCUCUAGCUCAGAGGACAGCGACACAGAGUCCAUGUGGACGCAGCAAGAGGACAUGUGCGCCAACCCCCAGGGCUUGCAGACCUCCAGUGAUGAGGAUGGAGACUAUACGUGGACCCCCACCCGGCAGGCCUCAACCCUGUCUGCAGCCGGGAGAAAGGCCAGGAAUGGCCGAGCAGGCAGGGGCCCUGUGAAGCCCAAGGAGAGCAAGAAAGCCUCCUGCCCCACCCAGACGAAGAAAAAGUGUGUCAACGGUUUCAUCAUGUUUUGCAGGAUGAACCGGAAGCAAUACAUCCGAGCCUGCCCUGGGACCGCAUCCACGGCUGCCACCAAGGAGCUGGCCCAGCUGUGGCGUGUGAUGACCCAGCAGGAGCGGAGACCGUAUUGCAUCAAGGCUCGAAGAUUCAGCCGCCAGCACAACCGCAUCGUGAAGCAGGACAACUCCAGCAGUGAUGAGGACGAUGACUGGGAGAUGCCCAAGCCCUUCUACCAGCUGCUGGCUGAGAAGGCUCGCUGUGCCUCAGACACGGCCUCACUGCCACCCCCCUCACCAUGGCUCUCGCUUGAAGCCAGGAGAGCUUGUCCCCUCCUGGGCAUUGAGCCCAGCGAUGGCGAUGCAGGUCUGCGUGGCCAGUUCCCACAGGGCCUGCAGAGGGAUGUAGUUACUGCUCUGCCGCUGCCCUGCUCAGGCAGAGCUGCCCCCUCAUAG